AUGGUUAUGGGCGUUGCAUCCCUCGCUACAACUAGCUUGUUGGCUCGGUUUUCGAAAGCAAAUAAACUUGAGCAACCUCUACGCUACGAAAAAAAACUUGGUGGAGAAGAUGUUUGGUAUCUUGGAAAAUGA
Ambispora gerdemannii is the source of this 132-nucleotide messenger RNA. The record is from the annotation of a GenBank genome assembly. Lineage: Eukaryota; Fungi; Glomeromycota; Glomeromycetes; Archaeosporales; Ambisporaceae.